This is a messenger RNA of Cydia pomonella (codling moth), 2761 nucleotides long. RefSeq names its product juvenile hormone esterase-like. The record is from RefSeq and is a predicted model, not a curated record. The coding region runs from base 1551 to 2489 and encodes 312 amino acids. Gene Ontology annotation, molecular function: hydrolase activity. NCBI's taxonomy places the organism in Eukaryota, Metazoa, Arthropoda, Insecta, Lepidoptera, Tortricidae. The transcript is spliced from 6 exons.
CUUUCAUCACUUUAGAGGACGAAGUAUAAUAGAAGUCAAUAUUUAACUAGAAAAUGAGUAAAAAAAACGUAUUUUUACGUACUCACAAGCUCACUAUAUUUCAAGCUUAAAAUAAAACUUAUAUCCAAACAAAGUUUCAUUCCCUAUUUAACCCCCUUAGGGGUUGAAUUUUUCAAAAUGGUUUAUUAGUUCUUGUACACAUUAUAAGUUAUAGCUUAUUGGUGUACAAAUUCCAAGGCACUGCGUUGAUGAGUCACUCAGUCAGGACAUACUUAUGCAUUUAUGUGUAUAUUGGCUUUUGCCCGCGACUUCGUCUGCGUGGAAUUAGUAUUUUUAAAAUUAAUCUCUUUUUUAUUCCAUCCUUCUUUUCAUCCUCUAAAGGGAUGACUAAUUGGUCAAAAAUGCGUAAAAAGUAUUUAUUUGUAACGAAAGGUCUCGUGAUCCCUUUUUAAGAAAUUAUUGUUUAUUUAUUUAUUAAUUCACUUCACUGCCACUUCUUCAACGUCUCCAACUUCUUCAGAAUUUAACUUCUUCAAAUUUUCUAACAUCUCCAACUUCUUCCUACUUCUACUUUUCCAAUUUUAGUGACUUCUCGAACUUCAACUUCUUCCACUUUUACUUCCGUUCACAUCUCUCUUUAAAUCCAGUCUGCUUUUCAUUUAUUCCUUAUACAAACUUCCACCUCCAUCUCACCCCUUUUUCACCCUUAAAGGUAUGGCUAAUUGGUUAAAGAUACAUAUACAUGCUUUUUUACGAAAACUUAAAUAGUAAAAGACUUAUGUCCUUUAUUAAAGAAAUUAUCUACAAUGUUUCACCCCAUUUUUACACCCUUAUGGGAUAAUUUCAGGGAUAAAAGCUAUUAUACAUUCUUCCCCACAACUCAAAUUAUCUCCAAACCUAAAUAGGUUUACCGGUUAUUGAUUCCCGAUACAAAUUUCCACGCCCCUUUUCACCCCUCGGGGUGAGUUCUGGGAUAAAAAGUAUCCCGUGUAACCAAUUUUCAACGAAAUCGGUUCAGCGGUUCAAGCGUGAAUGUGAAGAGGUAACAGACAUAUUUCGCAUUUAUAAUAUUAGUAUGGAUAGAUAAAUACAAUGUUCAUGUUUUCAUAUAAAGACACAAGCAUUGAAUAACAGUCCGGUGGUGGUGGUGUGUUGGGUAACCGGGCGGAGACGUCGCGCCGGCGCGCAUGCGCGGCUAGUGGCGUGAACUGUACGACGCGACGCGCGCGCUUGUACCUACCCGUCUACCCGACACCCGGCCGGUCCAGCCUCCCAUUUCGUGAACACCUUUUCAAUUUACUGUAGGUCUUUAUGGACUUUUUAGUGAGUGUUGUGCAACUGAGAUCAAUUUCAAUUUUAACAGGCGGUUAAUAGGUGAAAUUGAAAUUAUUUUUGCAACACCUAGUGCGUCUAACGAGUUUCGUAUGCGGCUAUAGUUUGUGACUAAAACAGAGCAAAGGCAAAAAGUGAAAGAGGACGUUAAGAUUUCAGCUGAAAUUUGGGACAGCAUAAGUAAAAGACAGUUGAAGAGUUGGUGAAGCCAAGGCAAGAUGCGCGUGUUUUCGCGCGCGGUGCUGUGCGCGUGCGCGCUGACGCUGGGCGGCGCAGUGGCAGCGCUGCCGCCCGCAACACUUGGCGACGUGGUUGCCAAUGCCGCGACCAGCCUCAAUAGUAUGAAGGUGACGGGAGCAUGGCGUCGCCUGUCGAGCACGGUGAGCGAGUCCGUGGGGCUGAAGCACGCGCUGCGGCGCUUGCAGGCGGUGCCGGCGCGCGCGGCGCGACUGGUGCACGCGCUGGUGGACCGCAUGCGCGUGGGCGGCGGCCCGCUCGUGUUCACGCAGCACGGCGCGCUGCGCGGCCGCCGCGUCGUGGCUAGGACCGCGCAGCAGGCGCCGUAUUAUAGCUUCAAAGGCAUUAGAUACGCGCAGCCGCCGCAAGGCUCCCUGCGGUUCCGGCCGCCGGCGCCGCUGGAGCCGUGGUCCGGCGUGCGCGACGCGCUGGAGGAGGGCGCCGUCUGCCCGCACCGCUUCAUGCUCUUCGACACCUACAAGGGCGAAGAGGACUGCCUGUUCCUUAACGUCUACUCGCCUGCUCUGCCGGACAAGCUCACUGGGUACAAUCCAAAACUGGCGGUGAUGGUGUGGAUCCACGGAGGUGCGUUCGCGGUGGGCUCGGGCAACUCGUUCCUGUACGGGCCGGACCACCUCGUGGGCGCCGGCGUGGUUCUCGUCACCUUAAACUACAGGCUUGGAGCGCUCGGGUUCUUGAGCCUGGGGAAUGAAGAGGUCUCUGGAAACAUGGGCCUUAAGGAUCAAGUAAUGGCAUUGAAGUGGGUGCGCGACAACAUCGAGCAUUUUGGUGGGGACCCCAAUAAGGUUACCAUCUUCGGAGAGUCCGCUGGUGCCGCCUCCGUACAUCUCCAUAUGCUAUCGCCAGCGUCAAAGGUACCUAGAAUCAACUUAAUGUUUGCAUGUAAAUGUAGGUCUUGAAAUUUGGAGACAAGAAUGAAACUACUUACUGAUGAAAUAAAUAAUACAGAGCUUUUCAGUCGAGUACCGUGUUUAGGCAACGAAGCUUCCUGAGUUGCCCAGGUGAGGUACGAGAUUGAAAACUUGAUUAUAAUAUAUCACUAUUGUAUAUACAAUACUUUUUCUAUGAGUCAACAAAAAUAAUACAUAAAAAUAAAAUCUUUCGCUAUAUGCACGACUGUCACGCAACCUAGAGUCCGCAAGUCUAGGCGAUAACGUCAAUGCACUACAUC